CGCACAGAGCUGGACAACGGCAAAAGGAUCAGCUGCUCAUUGAUGCUGUGGAGAGCAGAGUUGCCACUGUAGAGAAGUUUCCAGAAAGAAGAUAAGCGUUCAGAGGUCAGGCUCUGCUGGGACACAUAACACCUGCUUUCACCUUUUCCUGGUCAUAGUGAGAUCACUGCCAAACGAAGAGAGGUCCAGGACCAGUUGCACCUCUUGAAAACAUCCAACAACAUUUUCUGCAUCCUUCCCCCUUGUCUCCUUCUUCUCCGACACCACCAUGGACCGCUCGGUGCAGGAGCUGUUCCUCAACUUCAUGAUCGUCUUAAUCACCGUGCUGCUGAUGUGGCUGCUGGUGAAAACUUACCAGGACUGAACCAUGGAGCAACAAGAGAGGGGAUGAACGAGAGGUAGAGAAACAUUCGGAGGGAAGCCAGCAUGGUUACUGUAGGAUUCUGCUGCUGAUUGAUUCUUGUUCAGGCACAGUGUUUACAUCUUUUCAUGAUGGGCACUGGUCUGGUUCAGAGCUCUAGUCUUCAUAUGAGACCAAGACUGUAUAUAAAGAUGGACAACAUGACAACACCCCAAAAGUGAAGCCAAAACAUCUUGGUGGCUGGCUGCAGUGUAAGUCAGUGUUAGCAAAAGGGAAAUGGGCCAAACUAUAAACUCAAAGUAUUUGUCAAAUAGGGGUUAGGUUUACCUAAAGAUGGUUACUGUCAUAUUAGGUAGGUCUUAUGUUCAAGUGUUGAUUUUUCCUGAUAAUUUUGGUUUUAAUUAGUUAUUUGAUGCUAUAAAAAAGGGGGGUUGACGUCAUGAUUGACAGCUGUGUGUGUUUGUGAUCAAUGACAUAUGUAAUGUAACAUAAAUAAUUUCCCCUCGGGGAUCAAUAAAGUAUUUCUGAUUCUGAUUCUGAUUCUGAUGACGCUGCUUGGGAUUAGUUGGACAGGUGUAUAGGUGGAAAACCAGUACUAUGGAAAUCGCUACUACACAGGCUCUGGCUCCAAAUGAUACCAGCACACAGCAACCACUGACUCUGGGUUAGUUUGGCUUCAUUUUUCAGCAGUGGGAGGAAGUGAAGACGCAUUGUCCAUCUUUAUAUACAGUCACUGAUAUGAGGUCAUAAACCAGGGCAGAUUGACAAUGACAAACUCUUGGAUCUGUAUUUGUAUUCUGAGAUGUUUUUCGACUGUGGCUUUGAAUUUCUGGCAAGAGCCGAAGGGAAAGUCACAGUAGAGAUGGGGGAGUGAAUAAAAAUAAAUCACCGGGGGGGUUUUGGCUGUAUUUUUUCACCGUGGGAACCUUUAAAAUGAAGGCUAUAAAACACUGCAAUGUCACUAUAAAUAGCGCAGUCGCCCAUGUCAUUUCCAAAGAUUGUUUCAUUUACGUAACCUUUGACACAAUGAACUCUGCUGUUGUGUCUGUUGUUCUGUUUGUACUAAGUGAUGAAUGUGUCAGUGCAGAUACCAAAGAGACAUUAACACAAAUAAUG
Molecule: messenger RNA, 1477 nt
Organism: Epinephelus moara (kelp grouper)
Lineage: Eukaryota; Metazoa; Chordata; Actinopteri; Perciformes; Serranidae
Product: sarcolipin
Exons: 2
Coding region: 269-364 (31 amino acids)
Cellular component (GO): membrane
Molecular function (GO): enzyme regulator activity
Source: RefSeq, a predicted model, not a curated record